CAUCGCACUACAGCAGCAGCACAGUUACCUCUCUUGCUCGGAGCACCAAGGCCUCCUAGCGCGCGCUCUCUCUCAUCCAACAAUGGCGUUCAACCCUAAUCCUCCUGGACUAGGCUUCCCCUACUUCCCUCCAAACCCUUACUAUCCAAGGCCAACACCGCGGCCUCAAGCCCCGCCACCGCCACAGCGCUUCCCACCACCCAUCCGUGCUCCUCCACCUCCACAACGUGCUCCGCCACCACCCACUCUGCCCCCUCCACCGCCUCGCCGUGCUCCCCCGCCGCCCGCUCUGCCCCCGCCACCACCGCGCCGUGCUCCGCCUCCACCAUCAUUGCCUCCACCACCACCACGCCGUGCUCCGCCUCCACCCGCAUUGCCCCCGCCACCACCACACCGUGCUCCGCCUCCACCCGCGUUGCCCCCGCCGCCACCGCGCCGUGCUCCACCCCCACCAUCACCGCCCAUCCGUCCACCGCCACCGCCAACUCCUCGCCCUCAAGCACCACCACCACCUCGCCCGCUAGCGCCUCCGCCACCGCAUAUCCACCCACCUCCAACACCCGUGCCGCCUCCGCCUAGCCCUCCGCACCACAUCGUCAUCAUCGUGGUGUUCGUCUCACUGGGCGGCCUGCUCCUGCUCGGAUGCCUCGCCGCAUUCUUCUGCUGGCACAAGAAAAAGGGGAGGAAGAGGGAGACCAAGGCUGAGGUGCUCAACUACAGCGACCAUGUCCAUGUACACAAGGAGACCAUGUCAGGCCCCCAUGGCGCCGACGUUGUCAAGCUCUCAAUAGACGAGGACAUCAAGUUCCAAGAGGCGGUGAAGAAGCAGGAAGCCAUUGGCGAAUCCUCGAGCGCUGCGGCUGCAGGAAAGACGGCACACCACCUCCCUUGGACCUGGCACAAGAAACACGAGAGCAAAGAAGAGAAGAAAGCAGAGCUCAUCAACGUCACUAAGCACAAGCAUAUCGACGAGAAGAUCAUGCCAGGGCCGCUUGGCGAAAAGAUUGAGGUCCUUUCUGAAGAUGAAGACAUAAGAUUUGAAGAGGCAGGCCAGAAAGAAGAAGAGUUUGAGAAAUCCAAGGCGCACAUAACCAAGUCCUAAGAAGAUGAUGCCACUGCCUGCCCAAGACUGCCGAUACUGAUGAAGGUCAUUCAACUUGAGGCAAUUAUCAUAUCCAUACCUAUACAUGCACAUACACAUACGCUUGCAUGCAUUUGAGUAUUUUGAAAAGAUUCUAUGGUUCUUUCAUGUGAAUGAAAUAAGGGUGUCAGAGACCCAUUUGAUUGGAUUCAAUGUGUAAUUAUUUGUCAGCAAUUGUAUAUGAGCAGUUUAUGUGUGCGAAAGAAUUCCAACAGGAA
Messenger RNA from Setaria italica (foxtail millet), 1359 nucleotides. Its product is annotated as proline-rich receptor-like protein kinase PERK10. Gene Ontology annotation, biological process: plant-type secondary cell wall biogenesis. The record is from RefSeq and is a predicted model, not a curated record. Bases 83 to 1102 code for a protein of 339 amino acids. NCBI's taxonomy places the organism in Eukaryota, Viridiplantae, Streptophyta, Magnoliopsida, Poales, Poaceae. The transcript has a single exon.